AUAAUCUCGCUCUGAGAGUCGGGUUUUCGUCGUUGGUCGAUCCGCGGCAAUAUUGCAGCGAAUCGUCGAGACUAAUUGUGUGUUUUCCACUUGAAAUUCUGUCAGUUGGUCAGAGGAUGGCGAGCCAAACGCAGGGGAUCCAGCAGCUUCUGGUUGCGGAGAAGAGAGCAGCCGAAAAAGUUGCAGAGGCUAGAAAGAGAAAGGCGAGAAGGAUUAGACAAGCAAGAGAAGAGGCGCACGCAGACAUCGAGAAGUACAGAGGUGAAAGAGACAAAAUUUUUAAGGAGUUCGAGGCCAGACAUUUGGGAUCAAGGGAAGGCGUGAUGCAGAGGAUCGAGGAAAACACGGAAAUACACAUGCUGAAGAUGGAGGAGAUGGUCGAGAACAACAAAGAUAAAAUUCUGGAUGAACUAAUCGAGUUGACCUGUAACAUCAAAGCUGAAGUGCACAGGAAUUAUUUCGUGGUGAAUCCAAAGAAACCCAGGAAGGAGGAUUGAAUGGAAAGAAAAAAAAACUAAACGAGAUGGCGUGUUCACUUUGAGCAUAAUUUAUUUAUUUCAAAAAUAAUAUUUAAACAAAAAAAAAACAAAUAAUAAUACAAAUAAUUAUAUCUAUAUAUAGAUAGAUGUACGGAAUUGAACAAAAUUAGUAUAGUUUCAUCUUUAAAUGAUAACAUAGUGAGGAGAGGAAGGAAUGAUACAAAUAAAAACGUCCCUGUUAAUAUUUUA
Nicrophorus vespilloides is the source of this 728-nucleotide messenger RNA. Its product is annotated as V-type proton ATPase subunit G-like. Gene Ontology annotation, molecular function: proton-transporting ATPase activity, rotational mechanism. Gene Ontology annotation, cellular component: vacuolar proton-transporting V-type ATPase complex. The transcript is spliced from 3 exons. The coding region runs from base 117 to 497 and encodes 126 amino acids. The record is from RefSeq and is a predicted model, not a curated record. NCBI's taxonomy places the organism in Eukaryota, Metazoa, Arthropoda, Insecta, Coleoptera, Silphidae. Gene Ontology annotation, biological process: proton transmembrane transport.